AUGGCAAAUAAAAAACGAACAAAUAGUCUCAAAACAUCAUUAAAAACACUACGUCAAAUAAAUGGAUUUGAUGGUACUGAUAAAUUACCAGUCAAUGUGAAUAGAAAAUUACUAGAUCAAUGCUCUGACAUAAUUCAAGAAUUCAUUGACAAUGAUAAAUCCUUCCCAACAAAAACAAUUAAAUCAAAAUCUAAACCGCAAAAACGGCAAGUAUCGAAAAUUAAAAAAUCAAAAAAUAAAGUUACAAAAAAUAAAUCAUCGAAACCCAAUAAAAGUCCUCGAAAGAUCAAAGCAAAACGUAACAUAUCAAAGAAAAAUAUUCAAUCAUUGAAUUCUACUAAUAUGAUAUCUAAUAAUGGUUAUCCUUGUUAUCCAACAACAUUUCCGUGCUUUCGAUCAUGUGGUCCAAUAAAUUGUCCAAAAAAUAAACUACCUAUGCCUCGAGAUCUUUGGUAUCGUAUUAUUUAUUCUCAAAUAAUUGAACAACAAUUAGGAAAUGAACAAUCAAUUAUUUCUAAAAAUCGAUCAGUCACUCAUUUACAUUCAUCAUCAAAACGAAAGCAUAAAGAAGAAAAUAAAUCUAAUACAAAGAAUUCAUUUCAACAACAAACUAUGAAUGCAACAUCUUCAUCAAUAUCAACGAAAAUUAUCAAACUUGAUGUUAAUAAUAUUGAAUAUAUUUCUGAAACUCUACCAUUAGAUGUUGAAUAUAAACAUAAUCAAUCAGGUGUUAUAGAUUCAAAAGUUGACUUUAAAGAUAAUCAUGAAACAAAUUUAUCAACUCAAUCUGCUCAUGCAGAACUUAUCAAUCGUUCAAAAAUUCGUCGUGGUGUAUCAGCAGAUGCUACAUUCGAACUAUCAUCUCUCCAACCAAAACAAUCGGUUAAUGAUAUACCAAAUGAUAAAUCUACUACUGUUUCAUCAACUGUAUCCGAACAUCCAUUAUUUAAUCAAUUGGUUGAAUAUUAUAAUCUUCAUGAUAUUUCUCGUCUUGAACUUUUGAAACGAUUAGAUCGUCGAUUAAUACAUAUACGUCAAACAUUAGAAAAAAUGUCUUCCAAUGAUAUUGAAAUAAAACUAAAAUAUAAACGUGAUGCAUUAGUUAAAAAACGUCAAACACCUGUUCAAUCAUUAACAAAAGAUGAACGAAUAGCAAUGGCUGAACUGGAGUUAAAUGUUUAUGAAUAUGUUAAAAUUCUCGAUGAACCAUCAUUAAAAUGUUUUCAUUCGAAUAGUAUUAAUGAAUAUGAGAUUGAACAACUAGCAGUAGAUUCAGUUUUACCUGUAGGGAAAAGUGUUAUUACAUUUGAAAGAUCUGCAUCAACAUUUAACACAGUUCAUCCACCAGCCAUUAGUCAGUCAGCUGCACUUUUAUCAAUAUCAACUCAGUUUAGCGAACAAAUAGAAAAGUCUACUUCAUGGAAUCACCCACUUUUACCAACUUUGAUGAAUAUGUUCGAACAUUUAACACCAUGGCGCAAAGUUCAAAUACAUAAACAAUUGGCUCGACGAUAUGAACAUAUAUGUAAAAAAACUAAACAAUUUAAUAAAACACAAUUAAACGCACCCUUGGAACAAGCGGAAAAUAUUCCUCAACCAACCGAUGAUGAUCUUUUACGAGCAGCAGAAUUAAAAUUAUCUUUAUUUGAACUUGAACAAGAACAAAUUCAACGAAAUUAA
Molecule: messenger RNA, 1680 nt
Organism: Adineta steineri
Lineage: Eukaryota; Metazoa; Rotifera; Eurotatoria; Adinetida; Adinetidae
Source: the annotation of a GenBank genome assembly